AUGUACGUGAGUACAAUGAGGAUAUCAGCGAUCAGUCUGUGCGCUUUCACUUGCUUCCUGAGUUUCACUGGGAGUUCAGCUGUCAUGAACUGUUCCCAGUGCAAUGUCAGGUACAUGGGCGUUCGCAAUCUCUGCAAGGAACCAAGGAACGCAACUGGAUGUAUCGGAUGUAUGAAAACUGUAGCCAGAAUCAAACUGCGAGAUUCUGGCUACAUCGAUGGCUGGGAGCGAGUGUCCGAGGUGGUCACCCGUUUCUGCAUUACUCCCGGAAACAUCAACAUCAAGCCGGCCGGAUGUUACAGACAACAGAGCAAUGGCGGCUUCACCGAACGCUGCUACUGCUACACCAACAACUGUAACUCUCGAGCUUCACGGCUGCUGCUGCUCAACCACUCCUACUUGGUCUUCGCCAUCUUCUCAACCACAGUGGGACUUUUAAGCUAA
Candidula unifasciata is the source of this 444-nucleotide messenger RNA. The record is from the annotation of a GenBank genome assembly. Lineage: Eukaryota; Metazoa; Mollusca; Gastropoda; Stylommatophora; Geomitridae.